AGUGUUGUUUGUAGAAGUUCACCUGAUGGCUAUUUGGAUGAAGGUGAGUAUAUCUUUCUUGCUUCUUCAAACAUCAACAGUAUUAAGCUUAAGGCUACUGGGCAAGCUAUCACCUUGACGGGAAGUGCGUCAUUUGAUGAUUAUGCUCAAGUAAUUGCGUCAGUGAAGUAUUUCUCUUUGUCUGACGAACCAACUUUGUAUGUUGAUGACACAUUUACUGAAGUGCAGCGAUUCAUUAACGUAACUGUGUGGGACAAUAGCUUGACUACUUUGUCUACCUGUCAACAAUUACCUUCAGCUGCUGCAAGUGCCACAGUGACGCUUACCAUCAAAUUGAUGAAUGAUAAUAAACCGCAACUUCGCCUAACAACUGUUCCAUCCUCGUGUUCUCUUCCUCCGAAAUCACUUCGAAAACGUAGUGUUGUGCUUGAUCGAUACACAAGUAAGAGACUUAUUGCAAGACAGCUGAAUAAGCCAAAGGCUCCUCCGCCAGUUGUGUCAGUUAGUGGAUUUGGCCCUACAAAGGAUGAAUUUAGAUCAAACUCUAUCAUAACUGUGAAGUUUGGACAGAACAUUAGUCAAGUUCCAGUGUCUCAGCCACAAGAUCUUCGUCGUGUUGUAGACUUUACACCUUCAAUUUUGUCCACUCUGACAUACUUGGGAUUUUGGAGAGACAGCAAAACAUUGAUUAUUGUCUUCCCAGACGUGUCUAGUGAUGAUCUUCAAUUUAUUAAUCCAAACAGAAUUCAAAUUACUUUCAAAGAACCAGAAGGUCCUUGUGAUCAGUUUGAUGUGUGUCAGCAUUACAUAUGCCAUGAAGAAGGGUUAUCAUGUAGUGUGACUGGAAGUUAUGAUGUUCUAAAUUCUGACGAUGCUGAGUCAGUCCAGUCAACAGAUCUAAAGACGUACUGGAUGCUGAUGAUUGUGGGUUUGCUGUUGACUUUCAUUAUCGCAAUUGCAGUUGUCACUGGAAAGUCUAGACAACGCAAGAGACAAGACGUCGAGUCAAUUGGUAAUGAAAGAAGCAGCAAGGUGAAGUCUUCUACUCAUGUUCAAGAAGUGCGCCAAACUGGUUUGCUAGCCUUUGACGUUCACAGGCAAUUGCUAGCAGUUGAUUCGGGAAUAGACUCCACCAGUGCUUCUAAACCUGAAGUUGUUGAAAUAGGUGAAUCAAAUACUAUGUUGUCUGAUCUUGCUGACAAGGACGAAGGACUGCCGGAUGACAGUGCUGAAAUAAAACUAGACGUUGAGGUAGUGAAACCUGAUGCUAAGGACGUAGAGCAAUGCUAGAUACGAUGGAGGUAGUGAUGUUGUAAGGACGUAAAGCACUGCCCAGGCAGUGUCCUAGUACAAUGAUGUAGUUAGUUAUCAUUUAUUGCUAAUCGCUUUCUUGACACUUUAGUACGUAUUCAGUACGAACGACCAGCAAUCUGCAAUGUAGCUAAGACGUACACGUUCAGUGGACAGACUUGUAGUUAAUGUAUUAAUAUCAACAAAUUUGUUUCGUUGU
Corticium candelabrum is the source of this 1510-nucleotide messenger RNA. RefSeq lists its product as uncharacterized. The transcript has 8 exons. The record is from RefSeq and is a predicted model, not a curated record. Bases 337 to 1290 code for a protein of 317 amino acids. Lineage: Eukaryota; Metazoa; Porifera; Homoscleromorpha; Homosclerophorida; Plakinidae.